Molecule: messenger RNA, 1242 nt
Organism: Ipomoea triloba (trilobed morning glory)
Lineage: Eukaryota; Viridiplantae; Streptophyta; Magnoliopsida; Solanales; Convolvulaceae
Product: probable LRR receptor-like serine/threonine-protein kinase At3g47570
Exons: 4
Coding region: 1-999 (332 amino acids)
Biological process (GO): protein phosphorylation
Molecular function (GO): ATP binding; protein kinase activity
Source: RefSeq, a predicted model, not a curated record
AUGGAUUUCAGACUUUCAAAGGCUACUAAUGACUUUUCUAAAUCCAACAUAAUUGGAUUUGGAAAAUUCAGCAUUGUUUACAAAGGCAUUCUUGGUGGUAGUUUGGGAAUAGUUGCAAAUAAAGUGUUCAAGCUUCAAGUCAGAGGAGCAUCCAAGAGCUUUUUGGUGGAAUGUGAAGCAUUGAGGCAAAUUAGGCACCGAAACUUGGUAAAAAUUUUGGCCGUUUGUUGUAGCAUUGACCACGAGGGUAAUGACUUCUUGGCCAUUGUUUAUGAGUAUAUGGUCAAUGGUAGUCUAGACAAUUGGUUGCACAAUCACUCAAAAGACACAGGAGAAAAUAACAAUUCAAAGAAUUUGAACUUGUUACAAAGGGUACAUAUUGUAAUUGAUGUGGCAAAUGCAUUUGAUUAUCUUCAUAAUCAUUUGGAGACAUGUUUAGUGCAUUGUGAUUUGAAGCCAAGCAAUAUUUUGUUGGAUGGGGACUUAGUUGCUUAUGUGGCUGAUUUUGGAUUAGCAAAGUUUCUUCCCACGAAAGUUACACUUGCAUCUUCAUCUAACCAAGUGAGUUCAUCUUUAGGAAUUACAGGGACUAUUGGAUAUGCAGCUCCAGAGUAUGGGAUGGGAAGUGAUUUGUCAACAUUUGGUGAUAUGUAUAGCUAUGGAAUCCUUUUGCUAGAGAUAUUUACCAGUAAAAGUCCUACUAGUGAUAUUUUUAAUAAUGGCUUAACACUUCAUAACUACGUUAGAAUGAGCAUGCCUGAGCAAGUCACCGAGAUUGUGGAUCCAAAGCUAUUCCACAAAGAAGCUAAUCCAACACCUAGAAGCCUUGUACUUCAGAACCAGAUAACAGAAUGCCUUGUAUCAAUUUUUAAAAUUGGAAUAGCUUGUUCCACGGAGUUACCCAGGGACAGAAUGAACAUUGGCAAUGUCGUCAAGGAGUUGCAUUCAAUCAAAGACACCCUUAUGGAACUCAGAGACAUUAGGAUCAUUUCUCGUUAGAGCAGGCUGUAUCAAGUAAGGUAGCAGCGGAGUUUGCAACGUCAACAAUCCAAUUAGCAAAUCAGAGACCGAUCGCGCAAGGGAGCAAAUUAUGGGGAUUGAUUCAUUCCAAUUGGUCACUUGAUUGAGAAUUUGAUUUGAUUUUAUUUCGUUUGUGAAGUUGGUUAAUUAUGAUGUUUUGAAGAUUUUGCUACUUUCCCUUUUGAAGUUAAUUAGUUUGCAAGUUCAUUGCAACUUCUUUUU